GGCCAAGGCUGUGCCUUCCUCUCUGCUGGCUGCCAUGAAUGCAUUCUUCUGCUGGGAUCACAUCCCUUGGCUUCAGAGCCUGACUCGAUUGCCCAUCAUCCUUAAAGGGAUCCUGACAAGAGAGGAUGCAGAGUUAGCAGUGAAGCACAAUGUUCAAGGCAUCCUUGUUUCCAACCACGGAGGGAGGCAGCUUGAUGAAGUUCCUGCUUCAAUUGAUGCCCUGGCAGAAGUGGUGGCUGCUGUUCAAGGGAGAAUGGAAGUGUACCUGGAUGGUGGGGUUCGAACUGGCAACGAUGUGUUGAAAGCCCUGGCCCUUGGAGCUAAAUGCAUAUUUCUUGGGAGACCAAUCCUGUGGGGUCUUACCUGCAAGGGUGAAAAGGGUGUUGAGGAAGUCUUGAACAUUUUAAAAGAGGAGUUCCGCACUUCUAUGACCCUUACAGGCUGCCGAUCCAUUGCCGAGAUCAACCGGGACCUGAUUCAGCUCUCCAGGUUGUAAGAACCCCACAACAUGAUAUGCAAUGCUGGUCUGCCUGAACCUUGGCCUGGCCUGGAGCGCCUGCCCUAACCAUCAACUCCCCACCCCCUGUGCUUGUUGCCCUCCAAAUGCCUCACCGUCCUCAAUGUACCCCUCCCUUCUUGGCCUUGCUUCCUUUUAUAUGAUUUGUCUUGCCUAAAACUCUACUUCAAAAUAAAGAUCACAAGAGGGUAGAUGGGAAAU
Messenger RNA from Perognathus longimembris pacificus (Pacific pocket mouse), 718 nucleotides. RefSeq names its product 2-Hydroxyacid oxidase 2-like. Bases 35 to 496 code for a protein of 153 amino acids. NCBI's taxonomy places the organism in Eukaryota, Metazoa, Chordata, Mammalia, Rodentia, Heteromyidae. The record is from RefSeq and is a predicted model, not a curated record. The transcript is spliced from 4 exons. Gene Ontology annotation, molecular function: FMN binding; oxidoreductase activity.